AGGAGUUGGCUCGUCCUGGUAUCAUGAGGUUUGCCUCAAACUUCCUCACACUGAAAUCUUUGAUAAAAUCAAAGGCGGCUUUGAGGCGUAUGUUUGUUGGUGAGGAGUGGACUUCCUCAUCCUAUGCUACGACCAUUGCAGGGAUAGAUGUGGUAAAUUGCAUUUUUGAUGAGCCAGGUUUUUGGACCCCCUGUGGAGAAACCGUGCAGGUCACUGAGCCCCUCGUAGUUCUCCUACGAGUUGUUGAUGGGGAGAAGCCCUCUAUGGGCUAUAUAUAUGAGGGUAUGGAUAGGGCCAAGGAGGCCAUUAGGUCCAUAUAUGCAGGAGAUGAGGAUAAGUAUGGCCCCAUUUGGGAGAUUAUUGAUAGGAGAUGGUAGAACCAACUUCACAGGCCCAUCCAUGCAGCAGCCUAUUACCUCAAUCCGGCAUUUCAAUUCCGUGAUGACUUCAAGGCAGAUGAGGAGGUUCUUAGUGGCCUGUAUACAGUGGUUCAAAAGUUGUGUACUGAUGGCACAGCCUCAAGUACAACGCUCCAGCUGGAUAAAUAUAAUAAUCAAGAAGGGGCAAUCUUCUCAAGCAGCAUGUGCAUAGAGGCUCGAACACAAUUGC
Molecule: messenger RNA, 609 nt
Organism: Cryptomeria japonica (Japanese cedar)
Lineage: Eukaryota; Viridiplantae; Streptophyta; Pinopsida; Cupressales; Cupressaceae
Exons: 2
Coding region: 24-377 (117 amino acids)
Source: RefSeq, a predicted model, not a curated record